This is a messenger RNA of Aegilops tauschii subsp. strangulata, 525 nucleotides long. Its product is annotated as RNA polymerase sigma factor sigE, chloroplastic/mitochondrial-like. The record is from RefSeq and is a predicted model, not a curated record. NCBI's taxonomy places the organism in Eukaryota, Viridiplantae, Streptophyta, Magnoliopsida, Poales, Poaceae. Gene Ontology annotation, molecular function: DNA-binding transcription factor activity. Gene Ontology annotation, biological process: DNA-templated transcription initiation; regulation of DNA-templated transcription.
AUGACGCUCUCCAGCUUCACCCGCUUCCCGUUUGCCAUGGAAUUGGUAGAAAUGCUGAAAUGCUAUAUUGAUUUUAUCGUGGAGAGGCAGGAGAUCAACAGGGCUCGGGAGGAGCUGUCGUUCGAGCUCGGGAGGGCGCCGACAGACGAGGAGACGAUGAAGAAAGUGGGUCUGUUGCCCGCGAGGUACCGCGAUGUGGUGCGGAUGACGAGGCCGACCUACUCGCUCCACUCGUGGAACCGUGUCACGCAGGAGGAGCUCAUCAAAGAGGUCACCGACGUCGACGCCAUCGGGGUCGACACCCACAAGCACAACCGCCUCCUCCGCCUCGCCAUUGAUGACCUCCCCAAGGAGAGCGUGGUGAUCAGGCAGAGGUUCGGGCUGGACGGCAGGGGGAGGCGCACACUGAGCAAGAUCGCCGACAACCUAAGGAUCUCGAGAGAGAUGGUGCGCAAGUACGAGCUCAAGGCGCUCAUGAAGCUCAAGCACCCCACCCGGGUCGACUACCUACGAAGAUACAUGUGA